This is a messenger RNA of Nycticebus coucang (slow loris), 804 nucleotides long. RefSeq lists its product as uncharacterized. The record is from RefSeq and is a predicted model, not a curated record. Lineage: Eukaryota; Metazoa; Chordata; Mammalia; Primates; Lorisidae. The coding region runs from base 1 to 804 and encodes 267 amino acids. The transcript is spliced from 3 exons.
AUGCUCGCUGCGGGCCCGGCAGGGCGUGCGGGCGUGAGGGGCGCGGAGACCCGACCGACCCGCCGCUCCUGCGAGCGCUCCUCGCUGCUAGCGGCUCCGCUACCGCUCGGGCUCCGGAGCCACCGAGCCGGCGCUGCCGACGAGCUGACAGCGCGGGUCAUUGGCCCGCGGCCGCUGAGGGGCGGGGCGACGCGCGCGGCCGGCCAAUGGGCGCGGGCCGCCGGCUCGCGGGGGGAGGGGCGGGCGCGGGCGUCCCCAGCAGCCCCCUCCCCUCCCGUCCCUGUCGUCCGGAGUGGUCGCCCCUCCGGGGGCAGCACCUUCCCCGCCCCCAGCACUCACACUCGAGGGAGAGGAGGGGGCUGCCAACCGGCUCUCGGAGAUCUAGAGAGGCCGACGCCACCCGUUCGUAGCGAAAGAAAUGCCGAGGCGCGCACGGAACUGUGCGUGCAGCCGUGCGGUAAGCGUUCAUUGAGCACCUACUGGGUGCCGGACUCGGGCCAGGCAGCGGCGACAAGCCAGACGGGGAAAAAUAGUGAAAUCAUCGUGAAAUUUACGUUCAAAACAAACGAACUUUUUAUCCUUCUGCGAAGAACAAUGGCUCGUAAGUGCGUUUGUCGUGGGGCAACCGCAGGACCCGCGUCUGGCACCGGGCGCCCAGGACGGCUCCCACCCGGCGCGGACAAUACCCCUUUGCGAUCGGUCCCGACGGGCGCCGCCCAUGUGUGGGCCGAGCUCGGCCAGCGAAGUUCGCUGCCGGAGGAUCCAGAGAGCAGCGGAGGAAAGUGGAGAGAAACACACCUGUAA